GACUUUUCCCAUCUGACAGCAAACGUGGGUUGUCGCCAUAUUCCAGUGAAGGGGGCGACCCGUCAAAUAAGUGGUUUUGAAAGUAAAUUUCGUGAUUUAGAAUUGUGACAACGCAAAGUUGAAGUAAAUAUGACCUCUAAAGCAGAAAAAGACCGUCAAAAACAAAUCCAAGAUAGGUGUCAAGCUCUAUUGGCACAGAUGUUGAGAGAUGAAGACAAUAAGUAUUGUGUUGACUGUGAUGCUAAAGGACCGAGAUGGGCGUCAUGGAAUUUAGGUAUAUUUCUGUGUAUAAGAUGCGCCGGUAUACACAGAAACCUAGGUGUCCACAUUUCCAAAGUGAAAUCUGUUAAUUUAGACACUUGGACGCCGGAGCAAGUUGUUAGCCUACAACAAAUGGGCAACAGCCGUGCGAGAGCUGUUUAUGAGGCCAAUCUACCUGAUAACUUCAGGCGACCACAGACAGAUUCUUCACUGGAAGCUUUUGUUCGUGCAAAAUAUGAGCAGAAGAAAUAUAUUGCACGAGAAUGGGUUCCACCACCAAUACCAAAGGUCAAUUGGGACAAGGAACUGGAAGAGGAAGCAGAACGGCAGAGGAAGCGUAAGAAGGAAGCAAAGCAGCAGCAGACCCGAAAAUCAACAGGAUCAUUAACAGAAGUAACAGUGCCUCAGUUACUCCCAAAACCUAAAGGAUCAACUAGCCCCAAACCUGGCCGGCCAAAUCCUGAGGCUGCCAAGCAGCAGAAGCAAACCACACAGGAUCUCCUUGGUCUUGAUACACCAGUUGGUGGUGCUCCUCCUGGUAGUACAGCAGAAGAUGCUUUCACGGGCUUCCUGAGUGCACCAGCUCCACCAACAACAACAGUGGCGAGCAGCUCAUCAGUUGAUAACUCUGAUGCAUCAAAACCUGCAGGGUCACGGCAAGAGGGUGGUCGCUCAGCUGAAGAAGAGAGCUUCUUUAAUCAGCCUGCUGCAGGAACACAGGAGAAACGACAACUCACGAAGGACUCUAUUUUAGCACUCUAUGGAACAGUUCCUUCUCAACAGUUUUCUAUUCCUGGUGGUGCAUUUACUCAGCCCACUACAGCAUUCCCGCAAGUUGCAGCAGCUGUGCCUUAUGCGGUUCCUGCUGCAGCUGCUGUCCCAAAUGGUAUGAUGCCAGGAGCAGCCAUACCAGCAGCACCAGUGCAGAAUGGAGUAUUUGGUGGCAUACCAAAUGUGGCACCUCAGGCUACUACAGCAAGUUUAGCAGCAUCCAAUCCUUUCUUCAAUAUGGCAACACCAAAUGUGGCCCCUGCUGCUACCCUUGGCUAUCCAGUUGCACAGGAGAAUGUGCCUCCAUCUUCUGGUGUUGAUUUGAUGUUAGAUUUUGCAAGCCCUAAUGCAGCAGUCUCUUCUGUUCCAGUACAGCUUCCACAACAGAUGGCUCGUCUUAACUUGGGUGCUCCAGUGGUUACUGCCCAGGUUCCAGGUAUGAUGGGCAUGCCCAUGCAACCAGUUUCAGCCAUGAGUAUACCUACAAUGGGUGUACCUGCAAUAGGUAUGACAGCAACUACUACACCAGCAAUGGGCAUCAGUACUUUCGGCCAGCCAGCGAAUCCUGGACAUACAUUGGCAACUAAUUUAUGGCAAUAGAAUUAUAUGAAUUUGAUUGUGUAAAAUAUAGUACUUGAUAGGGAGGUAGAUUUGUUGCUGUGAAACUACACAAAAUCACGGAGUAUUGUAAAGCGCGAGAUUUUAUAAUCUUUAAUUUCUGUUGCUUUCUGCAAUAUUUACUACAAACAGCUUCUCAGCUUCAGUUGAACUCUACUUUUGUGUUGUUCUGCAUGUAAUGAGUUUUAAUAAUCAUUGUUUGAUAGCCUGUCCACAACACACAGGAACAAGCAAAGUUGGGACCAUUAAGCAAUCAGUGCAUAAGCAUGGAGACAGAAGCAGUGUUUGGAUUAUAUUGUGUAUAAAAAGUUGAUAUUGUUGCCUUGUAAGUGUGCAAGCAGCAGUCAGUUGCGUCUGUGUGUUGUGGUGAAAUUCAUCGAAUGUGUUGCCAACAUACUUAAUUUGAAGUUUUAUGAGUAGUGCAUACAUUAGCUAAUAUCGCAUAUUGAAAACAGAAAUUCUACCAGUUCUCAGUUACAGUGCAGUGGAAGAAUUUGAGCAGAUACCAAAAAUUGGAAUAUUUAUGCCUUUGAUAUUAUUGCCAUGCCUAAGUGUACAUAGAAAGGUACAUGAACUGCACAUAGCAGACUGUAGGAUUUCUCUUAGUGGUGCUACAGAGUUCAUUGCCUGUAUGUCAGUGUGCAACAGGCAUAUAGAAUUACAGUGUAUAUUCCACAUUGGUAGUAAUUGUUUGUGAAAAGGCUUAAAAAGGCAAUCUCAAAUUUUUGUUGUUAACAUUCUUUUUAAAAUACAUAUAUAUAUAUUGUUCGUUCACUGUACCUUGGGGUGUGUGUGUGUGUGUGUGUGUGUGUGUGUGUGUGUGUGUGUGUGUGUGUGUGUGUGGUUUGUUUUUUGUUUCAGAGAGGGAGAGAUAAAGAGAAAAAUGCAGUGAGUGCUUUUAUAUACAAAACGCAGUAUCGUUUAUAGGUGCCUCAUUCAUCAGUGUAUAAAACAGUGGGGUCAUUAUUUGUAAAAAAGGUUACUUGUUUUUGAUACCUGCAUCUUGAUAUGUGUAAAGUAUCAUUUUCAUAUUGUAUAUUGAGUAAAUAUGAUAUUAAAGAAUAUUGAAUGGAAGUGUGCAUAUCCAAUGGAAUUUGUAGUAAAAAUGUGUUGAGAGCUGUAGCUUUUAGCAAACUGUGUGUAGAUGUUAUUUUUAAUAGGAUUUUGUUAAUAUAUCUUAUUGUGAGUUGUGUGUUUUCAGUCAGUUCACAAAAAAAUAUUGUGGUAUUAAUGACUUCCUUCACAUUAAAUAUGGAAGUGACUGAGGUCCUAUAUGUGACUAGUCAAAAUGCUACAACAAAAUUACGCAUAGCAAUAUUCUUGAAAGACUACCUCAGAUCCAUUACAUUAGGGAUAAAAGUCUGAUUGGUACAAAUUUAAAGUUUUUAUUUAACAUCGAAAAUUCAUUAUUUAUUGGUACUUUGCUGCUGGCUGUAGAAGUGCCUGGUGAAAUAUAUAAACCCUUGCUCAGAGAUGAAAAGAUACUGUACAACUGUGAACUGAACUGCGAGAAAUUGUAUAUAAAUAUGUUUUGUAUUUUGUCAUUGUUGUGGGUACAAGUGGAAAUAAUCAAAUUUCUUUACAUUCCA
Molecule: messenger RNA, 3239 nt
Organism: Schistocerca nitens (vagrant locust)
Lineage: Eukaryota; Metazoa; Arthropoda; Insecta; Orthoptera; Acrididae
Product: stromal membrane-associated protein 1
Exons: 9
Coding region: 130-1632 (500 amino acids)
Molecular function (GO): GTPase activator activity; metal ion binding
Source: RefSeq, a predicted model, not a curated record